Molecule: messenger RNA, 903 nt
Organism: Histoplasma mississippiense
Lineage: Eukaryota; Fungi; Ascomycota; Eurotiomycetes; Onygenales; Ajellomycetaceae
Exons: 3
Coding region: 1-903 (300 amino acids)
Source: RefSeq, a predicted model, not a curated record
AUGGCGUUGCUUCGAGACCCGCUUACCAAACUGUUGGAAGAGGAAAGACAAAAGUACUACAAUGAAACUCACCAACCAACAACUCACCAGCUCAAUCGAUUCAGCGCUACUUGCAAACUUCUCAAGGAAAAUCUUCAAGUUUUGCGCCAAAACAAAAGCUCAACACGUCAGAGGAAAUUAACAGCACGAGAAAACUUAGAGAAAAUUUCGAAACUGAGCUCCUCCGUCUUUGCCCUUUACUCCUUCUUCGUGACGGUCAGUGAAAUAGGGCAAAAGAGUUAUCUUGAGCUUAUCCCAAAACUUCGCAGCUGGUGGAGAAGCGUUGAACACCCGGAGAGGCUAUUGGAAACCGUGAAGGAUAUCUGUGAACUGGAGGGGAUUGAAUAUGUAGAAACUGUACUGUCGCCCAAAGAUAAAGAAAAUGCAUACAGCGAUAGCCAGUCAAGUGCAAUGGAAGGAUCUAUGUUCGUAUACCGUGACGAGACACCAAUGCUUCAAGUCAGCCUCCUACCAAGCGAGCCGCCGUACCAAGAGGUCAAUAUCACCACCCGAGAACUCAUCCACUUCCUUCAAACUAGCAACAGCCUCACGAAUCGGCCGGCCACAAUAAGUUUACUCCAACAAUAUGAGACUUCCUGUCCGAAUCUGAAAUUGAAACUUCCAUGGUACAGCGCCUUCCCAUCAGUCGAAAUCAAGGUUACGUCGGACGUGGGAUCAAGUGUCGCGUUGCUGUUCGCCUGGGAAUUGGCAAAUGACCUUGAUCAAAAACUUCUCACCAGGCUUCAGCGUAAGAAGAACUUCUCCUGGCAAUCCAUCUGUUUUCGUGUACCUCGCCGGCUUGCUGAGUACUCUGACGACCCCACCGCCGCCAUUACUUGUGACCAGAAGGGCCAAAACGGUUGA